Fusarium odoratissimum NRRL 54006 is the source of this 1851-nucleotide messenger RNA. RefSeq lists its product as uncharacterized. The record is from RefSeq and is a predicted model, not a curated record. The transcript has 2 exons. NCBI's taxonomy places the organism in Eukaryota, Fungi, Ascomycota, Sordariomycetes, Hypocreales, Nectriaceae. Bases 1 to 1851 code for a protein of 616 amino acids.
AUGAAGUCUUCCAACCAUUACGGCCAAGGGCCAGAACCCAACUAUACAUACCAGCCAACGAUGCCUACACCUACCACGGAGGUUCCAAAUCCGACCACCCGAAUCCGCGGGGUCGCUAGAGAUAUUUGGCUCGCAUGCAUGAUAUCGUCGAUCCCUCUAGUUGCCUUUUCUGCUUUACUUCUCGGCCUCGUCUUUCACUACCAAGUCAUUCCCAAGAGCCCUAUAUCUUCAAGCUUUGCCUCUGCGGCAACAGCAGAUCCCAGCGUUCUCUAUGUUGACUUCCCUGCUACCACCCUAAUAAUCGUCGCGUCGUGGUCUAGCACUAUGGCACCGCUAAUUCUGCCAUUUCUUCUCACCCUGGUCUCAUUUCCAGUGUCUAGGACAUUGAUCCAGGCGAGUCAGAGCGGCGAUAGAACCCGACAGCCAACUCCACGGCAGUAUGCCCUCAUUCUUCGCAUCAUGAGCAAUGCCUCUUUAAGCGCCUUAUGGAGUUGCAUAACCUAUGUGUUUACCUCGAAAAGGAAGAGGGCACCAAUGACACAGCCCUUGACAUUCAUGACCUGGAUGCUAGCACUGGCUUCGCUCCUGAGCAUCUUGGUCUUCGCCACGGAUACAUGGCUACAUUUCGUGACCAAGACUGUCCCUUUCACUCAGUUCUCGCCGACAACAUUCGAUAGCGCCAGCUUCAGGUUCAACGAAAACUGCACAAACAUCAACACUACCUUCACAGGGGGUUGUACGCUCAACAGUGCGGCAGCAAAUACCUUUUUGAUUAACAGCGAGCCCUCACUGGAGCUUCUCGCCAACGUCUCCAGCACAAACAUGGUCCAGCAAGUCGCCGACUCCACUGGCAAAAGCUACGCCUUUAUAGGCCUUCGACAAACCAGUCAAAAUGCCAACUUGGAUUACACAGCUACGUCAUUCGGGGCAUCUUCCCAAUGUCAAGUUGUCACGAAACAUUGCAUAAAUGAAAACGGUAUUAGCGGUCCGCAGGCCAGCUAUAAAUGCGACUUUGGCGCAGUCCAGGGAGUGAUACCGACCACUCAGGUAGAUGCAAUGGUCCUCACUUACUUCACCGAUUCAUCAAUGAAGAAUAACGUUUCCUCCCUUGUAUCACUGCCAAAUCCAUACUAUUUUACCGCCAUUGUUAGCGUCAAUCAGAAUUUGGGCCGCAACCCCAACAGAGGUUUGAUUGACGACCCCAACAUAACCAGCGGUCUCCAUGGAUCAACUCUUUUCGCAUUGCUUUGUAGUACCAAGGUACUUGACUGGAGAUACACUUCGAUAAAUGGAUCUGUCACAUCUUUCUCAUACUCACCGAGCAACGCGUCCACUACCAACAUUGUGAUGGGGACUGAAGGAUAUACUCAUGUCGGCGAUUCAUAUAUCCUCCAGCAAACAAGUCUGGACGUCUGGCAGAGUGACACGGCGCAAGAGGUGGCCGACAAGUUCGCGGAAACAUACAGUCGAACCGUCAUGGGUGCAAUUGGAGGAGCUUUACUCUCCGCGCCAGCCGAAGAGGCCCAGUCGCGAUCCUCAAAUCUGGUAGCUAAGAUUCCCAAAGGUCCCCUGGCAUGUCUGCUCCUUGCUAAUUUUUUGCUUGUAAUACUUGGACUGUUUCUUACAGUUCGAGCAUUUUUGACUUCAAGUAGUGACGUUGGAGACGUACAAGCGAGACUCGGCAUUACUGCACUCAUUGCGGCGCAUUUUGAAGUGGAUAAAGGUGAGACCGCAGUGGAAAAGGUAGAUCAUAUGUUCCAAGAGAGAAAUGGAGGUGACGGGCCGCGCAUAGGGCUGGAAAGAAGUGCUUUGGGUGGAUGGAAAUUUGCUACUUAUCAGAGUGCAUAUUAG